AUGCGAAUACUUGUUAGGAGACGCAAAACUGAGCCGUUAUCAGUUCAUAUAUGUCGUGUUUUAGCUGUCAUCCUCAUCUUGAUUCUCUUAUGUGGAUAUGCAGUUUUUCUUAUACUUGGCGUUCUCCAUGAUACACCUGUCAUAACCACAAAGGUGCAAACGUUAAAAGACGGACUGCCCCUUCCAACGUUAUGCGUUUACGGUGGCUAUAACUUCAAUAUAAGUUGUACAUAUACAAAAUUUGAUAUUAAUGGUACUUACUAUCCCGAUGAUGGAUGCAACAAGUUCAUUAGCUUUUCGGCUAAUGUUGCAGAUGGAACCUACAACGCAAACUUUACACCCACGCUUGAUUUAAAAAUAUUGCCCUUUGAAGACGCUAAUGAAGGAAUAGUACGCAUAGAUUUUCUAAUAAUCAUUACUGAUUUGAGUUUCAACAGGACUGACUCCUUUAAUGGUAUGGUCGUCAAGAUGUAUGACACAGAUACGUUGAUGAAAAUAAACAGCGGAAUCAUUAACAUUGACGAAAUCAACAAAAUCGAUCCAAACCUUAUCACAUCUACACUUGGAGUUUUCUACCACCAACAAACUUUUAUACGCUAUUCUCGUAAUAUGAAAAAAAUAAUUAAACCUUCCACACUCGCUGAUUUUGAUAUUUUCCCGAAAACUAUUUCUGUAGGAUAUCCGAGUUCAAGGUUCUUUGGUAUUGGCACUUCGGACAACAACGGCACCCAAAUAGACUCUUAUACGUUUGGAGCAUUUGUGAUUGAAGCUGACAACCAUUCUCUUAGAAUAGAAACCGAACAAAGGUAA
Messenger RNA from Paraglomus occultum, 810 nucleotides. NCBI's taxonomy places the organism in Eukaryota, Fungi, Glomeromycota, Glomeromycetes, Paraglomerales, Paraglomeraceae. The record is from the annotation of a GenBank genome assembly.